UUAAUGGCGGAAAAGCCUUCCUUAAUGGCCUCUCCUCCGACGAUCUCCAUCUCUCUCUCUCUCCUUCUUCUCCUCCUACUUGGCGAUGAACGAGAGAAUCCUCAAACCCUAUCACUCUGAUCCUCUCUCUCUCCCAAUCCCCAACCCUUUCUUCACUGAAUUCCUUGUUGUGUCUCGGCGGUGGUGAUAUUUUAGCCCCUCGGGUCACCGUUGUUGGGAUGGAGCUGUUGAAGCAGGCAAUGCUUCGACAUGAGAUUGUUUUUCGUGAUCAGGUUCGUGAGCUGCAUCGGCUUUACUGGACGCAGAGGAGCUUGAUGAUGUGCCGGAGUUUGACGGAGGAUGCGAAGGUGGGUUCGGACGCUGUGUUGCCACUUGAUUUGCUGGAGAAUCAGCAGGGGAGCUUGGAAAUCAAGGGAUUUCGGUUUGGUGAUGAGAAGGAUGGCGGCGCUAUUCAUCGGAAUGCUAAUUUUUAUAAGCUUGGCUUCAGAGAAAUUAAUCUGUCCACACAGAAAAAUCAAUCUGUAUCUUACAAAGCAAUGCAUUUUGACCUCAAUGUUGCUCCAGAUGAUGAGUCUUUGGCCAAUUGCAAUGAUAAUGUGCCAACAGUACUAUCUUCCUCAAUAGCUUCAUUAGUUAUUCAGCCUUUGGCUUCUGUUAAUUCUCUUGCUGGAUCGCAAUCAUUUAUUUCAUUUUCGAGGGAAUCAAGUACCAAACGCUCAAAAGAAACAUCCACUGGAGUUCAACCUGUUGAUUCAAGGUCAGCUUCAAAGAUGACCAUUAAUUCGCUUCAAGGCUGUCAGGUUUCACAUCACUCUGGCAUGGAUGCUUCUGUGUGUAAUGCACAAGUUAUUAUUAAAGGUGCUUCUGAUAACAAUCAACAGAAUGUGGAAAAUGGACAUCAUGAUUCUGAUUCUGAUGCCCCCCUGAAACUUCAAAUGAACUCUGCUGGUUUUGGUGGUGAGGUUCAGGAUAAUGUAACUGGAAAGAUGCUCACUGGCAUACUUGGGAUUGAAGUCAGGAAUUUAGUCUUGUCAUCUGGUGAACAAAUUCACCAUGCACAUAGUGCUAUCAGACAGCAGAUUUCAAAUGUAACAUCCAGUAACAAUGCAGAAGACACUAAUUUGCCUGCAUCAGUUGGAAGUGCUGAACAGCCACCAGCUAUGACCAGGGAUUCGGAGAACAAGCAAACCAACUUUGAGGGGAGUGAAGAAGAUACCCUAUCAAGUCACACUAAAGCUCGGGACGAGGAACAACAAGAAAAAUGCUCGAAAGAAAUUCCUGUUGAAAGUAAGUUUGAUAAUGAACGGUGUUCAGGUGAUGUAUGUGUACAGACACUUGCUGUAAUUCCUUCCAGUACUGAGGAAUCUGGAACAACUCAAACUGAAUCACAGGUAUUAGAAAGUUACCCUAUUAAACAUCCUCUGGUUUCCCAAACUUGUCAUCCCCCCAUCAUCGUCGGGAAAUCAAAACAUGAAGAUGAACCGGAAGGUGAUUCUUUGAUUUUCCUGGCAGCCAAGACACUGUUUUCUAUAUCUUCGCACAAGCCAGAAUGUGUUACAGAUCCUUCGUCCGGCUUUGGGCAGACAGAGUUAGAGGCCGAAGGAAAUGCGGAGCCUCAAUAUUCUUCAGAUUCUUUCGAGACAUUGACGAUGAUGCUACCUGAGAACACUACUGACGAAUACACUAUGCCGAGGAUACCAGCUGAUAAGGUUUCAGGAAAUGAUACAUGCGGAGUUAAGCUGCGAAGAGGCAGAGGUCUUCGGGAUUUCCAGAAGGACAUAUUACCAGGCCUUACCUCUCUUUCUCGGCAUGAAAUUUGUGAAGAUUUUCACAAUAUACAGCAUGCAUUAAGGAAGAGUCGGUCGAGGAACAGGGAAAACUGGCCGGUUCCGGUUCGGAGUCGAAGAUCAAGACGAUGUUCUUCAAACAGAAAGACACCUUUAAAUCUUUUUUCUUUUUUUAACCUUUUAUCGGCAACCAUCAUGAGGUUUGUUAUGUAUAAUUCUGUAAAUAUCUAUAGCUAUGCAUUCACAAUUAACCAUUUUGUCAAUGAGUUGAACUUCUUGAGUAGUUGUUGUGCAUUUUAUGAACUACAACUGCAUGGCUUUGUUUUAUUUGUGAUAUUGCAGUUGUUAAUCUUCUUUAAACUUUGAGGUUGUAUCUUUUUGUGUUUUUUUAACUUUAU
Molecule: messenger RNA, 2185 nt
Organism: Dioscorea cayenensis subsp. rotundata (Guinea yam)
Lineage: Eukaryota; Viridiplantae; Streptophyta; Magnoliopsida; Dioscoreales; Dioscoreaceae
Exons: 4
Coding region: 219-2153 (644 amino acids)
Source: RefSeq, a predicted model, not a curated record